GAUUGGCAAACUUCAAUACGUGUGCCGUGAGGGUUUGUAUGGAAUAACAUUUAUAACCAAGAGAAAUCAGCAUUCUAGGAUGGGAAUACUUGGCUGAACAGAGAUUCCGCAAAGGUUUUGUUGGUGAUGGCAAGAAAAAGCGGAUACUUUGGUGCAAUGUGAUUGGCCAGCCCGUGUCAGACGCGACCCAGACUCAUCUGUCAAUUUGCUGUACAGGCCGCUGUGUGGCACGUUAGUAUCUUGCAAUGCUUCAGCAUUCUUUACUGUACGUAACUGAUGGCAUCCUUCCGUAUUUCUCAGACGAACAAUAAAACCAUGCCAGCUGAAGAGCACUCCACCCCCAUUGCUCAAGUGGCAGAACGCAGCCAGGGGCAGACUAGAAAGCUGGAGCAGACUAAUGGGAAUGGUGUGAUGGAGCAGGCUGUUCCUGGUCCCUCCAGUGCCCCUCCCAGACAGGGAUUCUGCAGCUGUUGCCAGGUGCUGUACACCAGUGUGGAGCAGCACAUCACGAGCACUAGGCAUCGAGAAGUUGUGAGCAACGCUCGAACGCAGGCUGCGUCCAGCAGCUUAAUGGAGAGGUUCCUGCAGGAUGUCAUUCAGCACCAUCCGCACCUCUAUAAUGACACAAGGCCGACCCAUGCCGACCUGCCUUCACUGAGCAGCCCACUGGUGCCGAGAGAGGAGCUCUCGGAGAUCUACUGCGCCCCAGAGGAUGACAGGGAGACAGUUGGCACCCGCGAGGAGAUGCCCAGCUCUGAUGAGGAAUCCUGCCACUUGGUCAUUGUGGAGGAUGUGCGCUCUCCUCCGCCGGUGGACCCACAGGCAAGAAGAACCACUCCACCGCAAGCUGAAAAAAGCAACUCAUCUGGAAAGGCCAGAGUGGCCAGUAGUGUGGACCCCCCUUCCGUGGAUAAAGGCUCCCCCACACAAGACUUCCUGCACAGGACUAGUAACGGCUGUGCUCUGGCCUCGCCCGUGUCUGCAGCCCCGCUCCUUGCUGAACCCUGUAGCUCGCAGGCCCCACCCCCCAGCAAGUCCGGUAGCCCUCAGGCCCCUCCUCCUGGCCAGCCCAGUAGCCCACAGGUUCAGCUCCAUCGAAAAGCUCACAGGAAGACUGACCGACCUGGAACAAAGUCCCGCUCUCCCCUUAAAACUUCACCAGCUUCAAAGGGUGUUACUUCUGGGGACGAGACGCCAAUAGAACCAGAGGUAAAGAGCCCCACUGUGUGGAUUCCGGCAAAAGCUCCUCCGCAGAGCACUCUCAGGGACCGUAGUCCCUCCAGCAGAAACUCCAACAAAAUGUCGAGCGUGAUAGAAGAGGUGAUUGAGAAGUAUUGCUAUGGCCGUAGUCCGAAGAGGAAGAAGGUGGAUGAGGAGAGCUUCCAUUUGAGUCUGCACUCCAUUACCGAUCCUGAUUUCUCUGAUGAUGAAAUGAGUGAGGAAUGGGACACGCCAGUAAGGACAGCACUGGAGACUGCAAAGGCAGAGGUGAAAGACCUUGGCUGUCUCACGGAAGCGCACGUAAACGUGGAGGACCAGAUAUACAGAACUCAGCUGGACACAGCACUCAACCUCCAGCUCCAGGCAGAGGCAGCAGAGGGUAAGAAGGCUGACAAUGUGAAAGCGGACAAGCGCAAGAUUGAGGAGGUGCUCCCCGCGCUGCCACACAUACCUCAGUCUUUUAUCGGAAAGACGUGGUCGCAGGUCAUGUAUGAAGAUGACCUGAAGAUCGAAUCAAUGGUGCGUGACUUCAGGGAAGGUCGCUUCCGCUGCUACUUUGAGAGCGAGUCCCUGGCUACGUAUGGAAUGAGGAGUAAAGAAGUGAAGGGCCAGGAGGAUCAAGUGGAGAAAGAGCAGUGGGACCAGGCGGGUCUUCUGCCUGUCAUGGAUCGCCCUGAGGACGAUACUCUUUGCGAUAGGGAUUUAGAGAGGAGAGCUGGCCGCAGGACCUGGAGACUGGCGUCGCGCUGUCAGGUGGUGAAGGUCAGCCACAGCACACAGACCAACCCUCUGAACAGCCCUAUGGUCAGGAAUAGAGUCCUAGACAAGGCCAGCACAUCCCUGGAUGACCUGGAGCAACAACACGAUCUCACUAAGACGCCUGACAUGAAGACCAGGCUGUGUGCACUGAAAUUGCCAGAUUCCUACACCAAAAUCGCGAGUCCCUUGCAAGCCAAAACUGUGGUUUACGUCCUCGCCUCCCCAGACUCGGGACAGGGCUUCUCGAAACCGAUCAGAAGAGUUGGAAGAAAACCAAAGUACAGCGACGGCGAGAGUGCAUCGAAAUUCAAGUACAAGAAAACUCCCUUGAAGUACUACGAUCCCUUGACUAACAGAAUCCUGAAGGCCCCGCCCAAGGGAGUGGCUGUAGGCAAGCCGAAGCCGUUCCCCUACGUCCGUCAGCUGUUCCGCAGCCUCAGCCCUGACAUAAACAUGGAGAAGCAGUUUGUGGAGCAGAAGGACGCCUGGAGCUCUUCAAAGGGCCGGGGCGGCAGCAGUAGCAGCGUGGUGGAUUUCGGCAGCUCCACGUCGGGCUCGUGUUUGGAGAGCAGCAACGCCUCCGAGUCCGGAUCCUCCGUGUCAAGCAGGAGGGCGCUCUUCAGCCGCUCCUCUCUGUCCAGCAGCAGCCGCUUCCUGCUCGGCACCCUCACCUCCUCGCCCUCUCACGCCGACAGCACUACCAGGGUACUAGCUGCUGAGCCUGACAGGACAGUGCAGACACAGGGCAGCCGGGGCCAAGCCCAGGGCAGACAGGGCCUGCAGACUGAGUGCUUGAAGGAGAAGCCUCUGGGACCAGCGAAAGGGCCCGCUUCCCCGUACAGAUCCAGGAAGGUGCGCACCAGGCUGAUGCCCAAGAAGGGGCAAGCCAGGUCAAACUUCCCCGUGAAGCUCUACAGUACCAGAAAAUCCCGGUCGCCCAGAUUGUCAGACCACAGGAAGGAACUCUCCCCGGACUUUCUUGCAAGAACAAAGACCAGGUCACCUCCCCAACCUGAGGACCCCCCACAGAAAGAAAAGGUGAGGAAGACGUAUGCCAGAGCUAAGGGCUCGGUCAGGUCCCCCUCCAAAUCCCCAGUAAUGGAGAAACAGGGCUGUAGCACCUUGACACGGACUUCCAGCAGACACCCUGCUUCACCUCUAAUGACUCGCAUUUUGAGAAAGAGGGGGAAGACAUAAAGUCAUGGCUACAGACUAGAGGAUAAGCUGUUCCCACCUUCUCCUAUGGGGAAUCGCAGGCAUGCUGCUGCGCUGCUCUGUACCGUGCCCCUCCAGGGUGCUAUGGAGUCACUGUCGCACAGUCCCGUGAGGGCUGUAGUUAAAAGCUGUAACAUUUUGCACAGACUCCAGAGAAGAAAAAUAGUUUAUA
Molecule: messenger RNA, 3367 nt
Organism: Megalops cyprinoides (Indo-Pacific tarpon)
Lineage: Eukaryota; Metazoa; Chordata; Actinopteri; Elopiformes; Megalopidae
Gene: zdbf2
Product: zinc finger, DBF-type containing 2
Exons: 7
Coding region: 277-3177 (966 amino acids)
Molecular function (GO): nucleic acid binding; zinc ion binding
Source: RefSeq, a predicted model, not a curated record